AGCCGGCACAAAACAAAAGUGCUUAUUUAAUUGCAAACAAUGUUUAUGAACUCCAAUCUCUUCGAGCCGGGCAAAUCAAAGUCUGAGCGUACCUUCGUCCAGUCCGCUGUGAAGCAGAACAUACGCUUCGAUGGUCGCAAAUCCAAUGAGUUUCGCGAUGUUAAGCUUACCUUUGGUGCCGAUUGGGGCACAGUCGCAUUAUCCAUGGGCGACACAAAGGUGCUGGCCCAGGUGAGCUGUGACAUUGGAACGCCGAGCAGCGCGCGAGGCAACGAGGGUACGUUGCAUCUCAAUGUCGACAUCAAAGGUGUGGCAUUUCUGGACGAGGUGCAAGCGACACACGAUCAGCGACAAUUAACAUUGAACUCGCUGCUGGAGAGGACAUUUCGCAGUUCCCGCUGCCUGGACCUGGAAUCGCUGUGCAUCGCAACCGAGCAGCAUGUGUGGUGUGUGCGUGUCGACAUCAAUGUGCUCAACCAUGACGGCAAUCUAUAUGAUGCCAGCACAAUUGCAGCGCUGGCGGCUCUGAUGCACUUUCGCCGGCCGGAUGUCUCGUUUAUCGAGGAUGAGAUUCGCACGUAUAGCGAAAGGGAGCGUGAGCUGAUGCCGUUGCUCUUCCUCCAUUAUCCCGUUAGCGUUACUUAUUGCGUGUAUAAGAGCAGCACACAGCCAUUGGUCGAUCCCACGCUGCUGGAGGAAAAUGCAGCGGAUUCGAUAAUCGUUUUGAGCUUCAAUUCGUAUCAGGAGUUGUGCACACUUAACGCCGGCGGCACAGCACCAACAAAUGUGCGCACAAUCAUGCAAUGCGCCCACGGCGCCGCCAGACGCUCCAAGGCACUGGUGCAGUUCAUACGCAAAGCAUUGGAGCUGGAUGCGGAGCGGCGUGAGCAACCGAUGCAAGUGUUUGGCUUAAUGGAUCUCUUGAACGAAACGGCACCAAAGCUCAGUUUUAAGUAUCUGAUGGAGGAGGAGGCGGAGGUUGAUCACACGCCAGACAGAGCGAGAGUAAUCGAACAAAAAAGCGAUGUUGAGCCCAUGCAACUGGAGGAACCUGUUCCUCAGGCACAGAUGCAAACACCCAAGAAAAUAUUAGCGGAGACGACAGAAGACGACAUCGCCUGGCUGCCGCAGGAGCAACCGGUGGACGAGGCAACACCGACAGCCGCCAAGCCAGGCAAAGCGAAGCCAAACCGCGCCAAAAACAAAGGCGGCAAGAAGCAACAGUCGCAGACUACAAAAAAACAAAAUGACAGCGAUUCGGAGGAGGAAGUCACACAAAUCCUUUGAUAAAUACACAUACAUAUAUAGAUGUUUAAGACAGAGUUUGAAAUAGGGGUAACUUUACAGAGUAUAUAAUAAACUAUGUGAAUAAAAGAAGAGUUAAAUGUGUGAAAGUUGAA
Drosophila grimshawi is the source of this 1400-nucleotide messenger RNA. It is a transcript of the gene Rrp45, whose product is annotated as exosome complex component rrp45. Gene Ontology annotation, biological process: nuclear polyadenylation-dependent mRNA catabolic process; nuclear polyadenylation-dependent rRNA catabolic process; U1 snRNA 3'-end processing. The transcript is spliced from 4 exons. The coding region runs from base 40 to 1287 and encodes 415 amino acids. The record is from RefSeq and is a predicted model, not a curated record. Lineage: Eukaryota; Metazoa; Arthropoda; Insecta; Diptera; Drosophilidae. Gene Ontology annotation, cellular component: cytoplasmic exosome (RNase complex); nuclear exosome (RNase complex).